Mytilus californianus (California mussel) is the source of this 5398-nucleotide messenger RNA. RefSeq names its product probable serine/threonine-protein kinase fhkD. Gene Ontology annotation, biological process: protein phosphorylation. NCBI's taxonomy places the organism in Eukaryota, Metazoa, Mollusca, Bivalvia, Mytilida, Mytilidae. Bases 448 to 2553 code for a protein of 701 amino acids. Gene Ontology annotation, molecular function: protein serine/threonine kinase activity; ATP binding. Gene Ontology annotation, cellular component: cytoplasm. The transcript has 10 exons. The record is from RefSeq and is a predicted model, not a curated record.
ACCCAGCCAUUUUGCCUUCUGUAGAAUUAUAUUGCUUCCUGUUAGAAAAAGUAAAGUAAGGAUUAAAAAAAACGGUAAUUGUUCAUUAUUUGUAUGAAAACUGUAAUCAGAAAGCGCGUAAUCUGGUUUAUCAAUCUUCAAUUACCUAAUGUCUGGUCAAAUUUUGGCAAAAGAGUGGCGGAUGAUACCCGACUCGAACUUCAAACUCACAAGUCGAAGACAAACUCUGAAACUGACAACGCCUAGUCCAUAGAUAAUUCUACUAUUUCACAAAGUGCGAAACUGAACAUAAUUUAAUGAAAAUAUGUUGCAAUUUAAAAGAAGUUAUGCAAAUUUAGUGACCUACCGACGUAAAUAAUUGGGCAGUAUUGGUAGAAGACUCUAUCAAUCUCAUUUUAUCUACUGAGAAAAAUUGUGGAUCUUUUUAAAAUCUGCAGCAAUUACAAAAUGACAACAGUUUGGCCAGAUCCUCCGAUGGAAGUAAACCUGAACCAGACAGCUAUGCACAGUGAGAACCCUCUGAAGAAUGUUGAGAUAAAAAAAGAUGGUUUCUUCCAAUUACAAAGUGGCACAGAUUUUCUUCUGUCAAGUAAUUUAAAUGUGUUAUUGAAUGCAUCAAAGUUGGUGGAGAUUGAUCAGUUUAAACAUGGUAAACAAGAUCAUACAUUAUCAAAAAGAUUGCCACCUAGAGAUCAUAUAUCCGACAGUAACUGUCAAAGUUCUGACCAGAUAGUUAUACAGAACCAAUCUGUAGGGCCACAGGAACCUGUACCUCUUAAAAAUGUUGGAGCAAUUCCAACAAAAUUCAGUGUCAAUGAACUGGAACCUGAGGAUAAAUGCAACCAGGUCAAACCUAUCUAUACAGCAGUGCCAGUUAAUAAUCCACAUGUACAGUAUGUUGGUGGAUUGUACCAGUUGUUGAACGAGUGUGGUAUUGAAUACAGGGAGGAGACAGUUGAGUCACAAAAUGAUGUACCUGUUAGGGAGGUCACCACUGCUUGUCAGCAGUACACACAAGGACACAUCAUACAUGGUGACAAAAAUGCUUUGGAAAUGUUGGCAAAAGAUGUAAUCAGCCUGAAGAUUGGUACUCAUGGUGUCAUCACAAACCCGAAAUUUGACUUCCUAUGGAAUUCUAAAUGUUCUGUGAAAAAGCAGAAGAUCCUUGGAAGAGGAGGCAAUGGUACAGUGGAACUCUGCAAUUAUAAUGAUGUAGACUUUGUUACUAAAACGAUCUCCAGAGAUUUCAGAGCAAAUGAAGUGAUGUUUACAAACUGUCUGAGCCAUGAGUUCAUUGUUAAGUCACAUGGUUUGAUAGUGAGGAAUGGAACCCCUCAAAUCAUCAUGGAUUAUGCAGGAGACAACCUGUUACACUAUGGUUUAUCCAAAAUGGUGGACGAAAGUGAGAUCUGGAACAUAACAUAUCAAAUCCUGGAAGCCCUUAACUACUUACAUUCCAACCAGAUUAGACAUUUUGAUGUCAAACCUGAGAACAUAGUACUUAUGGAGGAUGCUUCAGGAAACAAAACAUUGAAACUGGCAGAUUUUGGAGGAGCCACUCUGUUCACAGAGGAAGUGGACUGUCUUAGUUGGACUCCUGCUUACAUGGCACCAGAAAUGGACCAGUUUUAUUUAAACAAACAAUUCCCUGGACAAAGAUUGAUCACCACAUCUUGUGGCCAGAUCACAGAGAAAUGUGAUAUCUACUCCUUGGCUUUGUCAAUUCUGUUUCUGUAUGUCAGGGGACACAUUCUUAUCAAACAUAUAACCAAAGGGGUUCAGGCAAUGGUUGGGUAUGAGAAAGCUGAUACUGUCAGCAUGAAAAUUGUAGUUAUGAAUGCUAAGAAUCCAAGCCUUGCUGAAAGUCUGAUUCCACAGGUUGUUGGUAAAGAAAUGAAAAGCUUGUUAUCUGGCAUGCUGAAAGGCAAUGUUGAUGAUAGAUGGACAGCUAAAGCUGCUAUGGAUCAAAUGAAAGAACUGUCAUCUGCUUCUCACAAGAGCAUGGAACCUAAAAAGAUCAUUAGGAGAAAGUCCAAAUCCACAGAAAACAAACCAAAGAAUAGCCAGAUCAUAAGACCAAAAGUACCCAAACUUGUCAUUGUUACACUCGACAAAACUGGUAAAAAAGUAGGAGAGUAUAAAAAUACAGAGCCAUUCACCAUACCAAGAUAUACAAACGGUAACACCUUAGAAACUGAGGAACACCAACGACCUUUACGUGAUCUGAAUAUUGACCUUCAGUUGAAUGUUAUCAUUGAACAGUCUAAUAACGUGAAAGAUGAGAAGAUGAAACAGAUUAUUGAUGAGGAGAAUCGUCCAUUACUGAAAAGGCUAGUCAAACGUAAACUUAAAGAUAAAGUCAAUGGAGAGAUAGCUUUCAAGAUGACAAAAAUGAGAGAGGAACUUGAGAGCAGCGGUUCAUCUUCAAGUGGCAUGUCGAUAAACUUUAGCGGAAGAGGACAUGUUAUUAUGGCUCCUACAGAACCAGAAGUUGUUCCUAUGAAUGAAGGGCCAGGCAAUAUCCCUAAUUUUGACAUGUUUCUGGAUUGUUGAGAUGUUGUGACUUUAUUGUUUGGGAUUGUGUUUUCUUAAGUUUGUCCUUACAGCUGUAUGAAACAAGAUCUGUGACAACUAUGUAUAUAUAAAUGACAGCAGUUGUAAGAAAUAUUUCAGAAAGGCCAGUAGAUAUAGUAAAUAAUUUUUUGGUUGGUUUUAAAAUAUUUUUAAUGUUGAGGUGUUCUUUGUUCUUUUCUUCCAUUUCAUUAAGAUUUGAGAUGUAUAUCAUAGACCUUUUGUAAUUUAAACUUAGCAUAAACUUCAACAGAGUUAUAAUAGAUUACUGACUGGGAAUUCCUAAUCUUUUUCUGUCUUCACAAACCAUAGAAUUUAAAGCUAUUAGUUUCAUAUUCUCAUUAAUUUGGAUUUCCCAAUAUAUAAAUAUAAAUCAGUUAUUGAACUUAUGUACAAUUUUAUAUGGAGUUCACCAAUUGAUAGAAUAAAGAGAGAUGUUUUACAAAAUGAUAUUGAAGAUGGUGGACUCAAAAUGAUAAAUCUUAGUGCAUUUAUUUUAGCACUGAAGUGUACAUGGAUAAGGAAAUUAUUUAAAACAGACAACAAAUGGCAGAAUGUUUUUUUGUCAAAUGUUCAUGUAGAACUUGAAAAAUUUUAUGGUUGUGGAAGUGUUUAUAUACAAAAAUUACAACAAAAUAUCAAAAAUAAAUUUUGGCAAGAUGUUCUGAAAACAUGGAAACUUCUCAGAGAAAUAGAUGAAUAUGACAGCUGGGAAUGCUUUCUUGCUAGUCCAAUCUGGCUUAACAAUAAUAUAAAGGUAGCAAAUAAACCUAUUUUUUAUAAAGAUUGGUUUGAAAAUGAUAUAAGAUUUAUAAAUGAUAUUGUAAAUGAAGAUGGGAUUUUUUUCUCUCAUCAAAAAUUAGAAGAAAUGUAUCAGAUAAAUGUGUAUUUCAUGAGAUAUAAUAGUAUUAUAUCUGCUAUACAUCAAGCAUCAAAUUCAUUUGUGGGAAAAAAUCACAAAUUAGAACUACCUUUAAUUUCAUCUGCUAUUAAAAGACUUGUAAAAAUUUCAAAAGGAUCUAAAGAUAUGUAUAUUGUUUUAAAUAAAAAUAAAAGUGUUCCCACUAGUCGGUUAAGAUGGACUGAAAUUUUUGGCUUUGAUCAAAAUCAUUGGAAAAAAAUUUAUAAAAUGCCAUUUGUUGUCACAAAUAAUACUAAGUUACAGUGGCUACAGUAUAGAUUCAAUCAUCGAAUCUUAGCUACAAACAAAUUUCUUCAUAAAAUUAAGAUUUAUGAUAAUCCAAAUUGUACAUUUUGUAAUAGAGAAAUUGAAACAUUAGAACAUUUAUUUUGGGAAUGUGAACAUACACAAUUAUUAUUAGAACAGAUUGAAAAUUGGUUUCUGACCAAUGGAAUUAGUGUACUUUUUACAAAAGAAGUUUUUUGUUUGGUAACAUUGCAAAAAUAUCAAAAGGCAAUGCAGAAAAUACUCUUUUUCUUACCAUAAAGCAAUAUGUUUAUAAUACCAGAUGUUUAAAAAAAAAAACUGUCAAUAAACUCAGUAAAAGAGAAGAUGAAUUAUGUAUAUGCAAUUGACAAAAAUAUUGCUAUGAAAAACAAAUGUGAACAUCAGUUUCUCAGAGAAUGGAAUAUUUUUGAUAGAUUACUUUAAUAGUUAAGUACAAAAAUGUAUAUAUUUUACAUUUAAUAUUAUACAUGUUAUAAAUGAAAAUGCUGUAUUUGCUAUACUAAAAUAGAAUUCAAUGUCUAGAUGAAUUGUAUUGAAAACUCACCACACUUUUCUCUCUCACUCUCUUUCUCUCUCUAUUUCUCUCUCUCUCUCUCUCUCUCUCCAGUGUUCAGACUGCUUUACUCUUAUCUUAUAUUUGUAUAUUUGAAAAAAAAUUGCUUCCUCUUAAAAAGAUGUAUUGAUUAGAUAAUAUCAAUAGAUUUAUAUAUUAUAUAUUGUUAUUAUUUGUGUAUAUUAUUAUUGUAAAUUGGAAGUUAUAAAUAAUAAAAAUUAAAAAAAAAAAGAUUUGAGAUGUAUAUCAUAGUCCUUUUGUAAUUUAAACUUAGCAUUUCAACAGAGUUAUAAAUAGAUUACUGACUGGGAAUUCCUAAUCUUUUUUGUCUUCACAAACCAUAGAAUUUAAAGCUAUAAGUUUCAUAUUCUCAUUAAUUUGGAUUUCCCAAUAUAUAAAUAUAAAUCAGUUGUAUUUUAUUAAACCUGAAGAAUGCAAACAAUAGUUGUGCAGAUGCUUUCUUAAUAUUUUUAUUUAAAAAUAUAUGAAAAAGGAAAAAUGCUUGUUAUUAUUGAAAUAAAGGGAAUCAUUAAAUUGAAAACAUAGCAUUGUAUUAUUGUACAUUUAUUUAUUUAUUUUGUAUGUAUAUAUGAGAGAAUGUAUUUAUUUUGUUGUAAAAGAGGUUACUUGGAGGAAUAUUGAAAAUGUUGACUGCUUCACAGAUUCAUUAGAUUCCUCAAAUAUUGUAAUUAUGGUAACAUGACAUCUGUAUUUUAGUGACUUUACAUAUGUAAGUGUUAACAUUAUUUAUUUUCUCAAAACUAUUAAUUAUAUAUUUUGAGAGUGGGAAAAUUGUGCUUACAAAUUAUCACAGAAAUAGUUUUGCUUUCAAAUCGAAAUUUAUGAAGGAAAUGAAAUACAAAAUACUUUUUUACAGCUGGUUAAAAAAAAAACUUGCUUGAGAUCAUUGGACACAGUGCAAUGCUUAGUAUAUAUGUAAAGAUAGCAAUACCUAUGAUUUUAAUUUCAUUAUUUAUGUAUUUUAUAUUGAUUGAUUAAACCACAAUUGGUUUUGAUAUACAUUUGAAUAUGUUUCGUUUAUUUGCUUUCUUCAUAUUUUUAUCCAAUAAAAGUUGUAAAUAGAA